AGAGGACUGUGUACACCACUACAUCGUAUCUACUGUUAUGAACCUGUUCCCGUAUUCACAUUUUCCAUUUAACAGCUGUCAGUUGUUUGUUUUUUUGUGUUUUCAGGGUGGGGUCAAGCAGUUUGCAUGUGAUGACUGAUAAGAAGGUUCUUUUUUUUCCCAGUGUGAGGCCUUUUCAGUGUGAGAGGAGUGACAUUUCUAUUGCCCUUGCCUAAUGCAGUUAAAACAUGUACCAGCAGGUGCUUAUGUGACAAAAGAUGAUGCUCUUUUUUUCCUCUCUGGACUCUACAGAUGGUUUGUAUGAGCAUAAAAACGUUCACUACAUCACCGCUCUACCUUGCAUAGGGAGGCUCUGAUGACACUUUCACUUGACCUGGCAAUAAACCAUAUUGCCACUAAAACAAUUUUACGAGCACAGAGCACUUUUGAUGACUUUGAAUCCAGAUUCAUUUUAUGAAGGGAAAAGUGGUGAAAAUGAAGCCUCUCUUUAAUUGGCUCGCCGUGAUCUUGUUUUUACACCACUAUGGUGUGUCUGGUGCUGAUACAGACAGAGUGUCAGUGUCUGUGAAGGAGGGAGAUUUAGUCACUCUACACACUGGUGUUGAGCCAGGCAAACUAAAUUAUAUCGCAUGGUAUUUUAAUGACACUCAAAUCAACGGAAAUCUCAGUCAUAAUCAUACAGAUGUUCAGUGUAAUAAAGGGACUGAGAGAUUCGGAGACAGACUGAAGCUGGACAAUCGGACUGGAUCUCUGACCAUCAUGGACAUCAGAAUCACAGAUGCUGGAGUUUAUAAACUACAGAUCAUCAACAGCAGCAGCAGUAAAAAAUUCAGUGUUGAUGUCAGUGGUUUGUCUGCUACUGAACGAUAUCAAAUCAGACACGUGAUGAACGGAGAAUCUAUCACUUUAGUAUCCGGUGAAGCAAAAGACAAGUGUUAUUUAAUGACGUGGUACUAUAAUGACAAUCUCAUCACUGAAAUGACUGGAGAUCAGAGUAAGAUCUGUACGGAUGAUCAGUGUAAAGAGAGAUUCAGAAACAGACUGAAGCUGAACCAAACCACUGGAUCUCUGACCAUCACAAACAUGAACAUCACAGACUCUGGAGUCUAUCAACUACAGAUCAUCAUCAGCAACAGCAGUCUUUGUAUCGCCAGAGUGAAGAGAUUCACCGUCACUGUCUUCUUUCCCGCGGUGGGGAUUUGUGUUCUUGUUGUUUUGCUGUUGAUGAGUGCGACUGUAACUGCUGGUGUGAUCUACUGUCGCCAGAAGAAAUAUAAACCGCAAAUACUGAACAUGAGAAUGAUGUUAUCCCGCCACCGAAUCAGAAAGACGUUGCUUAAGGGACUUGGCAUGACGUUAAAUCAGACUCAGGACGAGGCUGGUUAUAAAUUAGUAUAAUGUUAUUGAUCAUUUUGAUACUUUCAUUGUUUCAUAAAUACAUUAUUAGGACAUGACGAUGGAAAGAAGAGCAGCUGAAACUUAGCUUUGUGGAGAAAUCCAUAAGUUAAUGACUUAGUGUUUUGUGUAUUAAUGUGGGCCUUUAACAGUCAAACCUGACUUUGCUGAGAGUAUGUCUGAAGUUCAGUGCCUGUAAGACGCAAUGUUGUUAUUAUUAUUAUUAUUUUUUUUCUGAAACAGAUAAACAAGGAAAUUAAUCUUUGUAUGUUUGUGAUAUUUUUAAAAAUAGGACUCACUCGUGACAGGAGGAGUCUGGGUGUCUCUAAAAUAUGUCUGUGUGAUCAGAAAUUACAUAAUCAGAUUCCAACACCGAAUAACUGUUUUCGGUAUGAGCUUAACUGCACAGGCGGAGUAUCCUGUAACAGAUUGUUAUGCUGUAUUUGUGCUAUUUCCCUUUAUUGUUCUGUUUUCCUUUCUGCCGCUUAGGGUGUGUGGGGAUUUUUAGCCACAAAUCAGGUUAACUGAGGCCGAUCGGAAGGAAAGUCACCAAGCCAGUUUGACUUAUGGACCUUGAGGCCGGUGAGAAGUUUGAAAGACACUGGCUCCCCGGGGGGCAUCGUGUUUUUCUGGUGUGUAAAUAAUUUUUUAGGCCUAUUGCACUUUUUUUUCAUCCAUGCUUGCAAUAUUAAUGUCAUAUUAUUGAACUUCUCAUUCGGAAGAAACAAUUCUUUGCAACCACUACUGGAAUCGUGAUCCAUGAAUAAAUGGAUCAUAAAUGGAUGACAUGCAUCUUCAACCGGGGAGAAAAGCAAUCACGAAAGCAGAAAUUAUUACAAAAUGACUGCUUUGGUAGUUCUAGUGUUAAAGGCCUUAAAGUGCUUGAAACCUGCAUUGCUGCUUGCAGUAAUAAAAUGUCUAAAGUUAGGUGAAAUAUGUUCAUUCAGCGUUACACUGAAAAAUGACUUAUUCUGACCUGUACUUACUUAAAUACACAAAAUAAAAAGUGAUUAUACUACA
Molecule: messenger RNA, 2415 nt
Organism: Carassius gibelio (silver crucian carp)
Lineage: Eukaryota; Metazoa; Chordata; Actinopteri; Cypriniformes; Cyprinidae
Exons: 5
Coding region: 454-1398 (314 amino acids)
Source: RefSeq, a predicted model, not a curated record